Molecule: messenger RNA, 1912 nt
Organism: Amphibalanus amphitrite
Lineage: Eukaryota; Metazoa; Arthropoda; Thecostraca; Balanomorpha; Balanidae
Product: probable acyl-CoA dehydrogenase 6
Exons: 9
Coding region: 153-1517 (454 amino acids)
Biological process (GO): fatty acid beta-oxidation using acyl-CoA dehydrogenase
Molecular function (GO): acyl-CoA dehydrogenase activity; flavin adenine dinucleotide binding
Source: RefSeq, a predicted model, not a curated record
GGGCGCUAAAGGUGGGAUGUUUCAUAACAAUAACAAGGGCGUAGGUUAGCUUACUUUGUAUUUAUCAAAAAUUUAUCUGCCUGGCUCUAGACUGGGCUCUGGGUCAUCCUUUUGUUGCCUGGCUGUAACGUUUUGCCAUAAAAAACAUCGACAUGAUGUUGGUGAGACCUGGCAUAAACAAAUGCAUCACAAUCAGUGGAUUUGGUGGACGGGCUUUGACAAAAGAAACCAAAAAGUGUUUUUCUUUGAAUUCCUGCCAUUUCAAAGUAAGCGCAUGUCCAGUAUAUGGGGAAGACCACAGAGAAAUCCAGAAUACACUGAAGAAGAUUAUAGAUCAAGAUAUCAACCCACAUGUUGACCAGUGGGAAGCUGAUGGAGCAUUUCCUGCUAAGGAAGUUUUUAAGAAGCUUGGCAAUGCUGGGCUACUGGGAAUAACUAAACCAACUGAGUAUGGCGGCUCUGCUCUGGACUUCUCCUACAGCGUGGCUGCCAACGAGCAGCUCGGAGCGGUGCACUGCGGAGCCGUGCCGAUGGCCAUUGCUGUCCAGACGGACAUGUCGACUCCGGCGCUGGCCAGGGCGGGCAAUGACCGCCUGAAGAGGGAGUUUCUGGCGCCGUCCAUCGCCGGUGAUCUGGUGUCUUGUCUGGGUGUCAGCGAGCCGGGCGCCGGCUCCGACGUGGCUUCCAUCAAGACGCGAGCCGAGCGGAAGGGAGACGACCUGAUCAUCAACGGCCAGAAGAUGUGGAUCACAAACGGCUGUCAGGCUGACUGGAUCUGCCUGCUGGCAAACACUAGCGCCGGGCCUCCGCACCGCAGCAAGUCGCUCAUGUGCGUGCCCAUGGACACCAAAGUUGUAAUGUCAUCCAGUUUGCUCUCUCUACGCGGAUUUUGGAACCUGGGUAUGACGAAGUCUAUCCCCUGUGGCUCACCAGGCAUCACCAUCGCCAAGCGUAUCGACAAGAUGGGCAUGCGCAGCUCGGACACGGCGCAAAUCUUCUUCGAGGAUGUGCGGGUUCCUGCCGACAGCAUUAUCGGCGAGGAAGGCAUGGGCUUCACCUACCAAAUGCAACAAUUCCAGGAGGAGCGUAUGGCCGGUAUCGCGCUGAGCCUGGCGCCGAUGGACCUCAUCAUCAACCAGACGAUCGAGUACGCGCGCCAGCGGCAGGCGUUCGGCCGCUCCAUCCUGGACAACCAGGUGGUCCACUUCACACUGGCCGAACUGCAGACGGAGGUGGAGCUGCUGCGGUCGCUGCUCUACCGCGCCGUCGAGUCGUACGUGGCCGGCCAGGACGUCACUGAGCUGGUCUCCAUGGGCAAACUGAAGUCGGGCCGUCUGGUGCGUGAGGUCUCCGACAAGUGUCUGCAGUUCUGGGGCGGAAUGGGAUUCACAAACGAGGUGCUGGUGAGUCGGAUGUAUCGCGACCUGCGUCUUCUCUCGAUCGGAGCUGGCGCAGACGAAGUCAUGCUCGGCAUCAUCUGCAAGUUCAUGGGCACGCUGCCAGCGCCGGCCCGGUAGGUGGCCGCAGCCGGCACUAUCAGUUCCCGCUCAGACCGUUAGGUGGCAGGCCAGCCAGGCCAGCCCCUCGCUAUAUCGUGGGCUGAAAAGCAGCGGAUGUGAACGGAAAAUGCAUCUCGCUUGAGGUGCAAUGGGUGCUUUUGGGGUAUUUGGUGUUUUUGCACUGGUACCUGACAAUUAUCAAUGCAAUAUGUGGCCGAUUUUGGUACUGAUAUGCAGAAGAAGUAGCAUAUCGUUGAUGCACCUCGUGGAAAUGUUAUUAGUGUAAGCACGAAUAUGCCGGAACGGACUGAACUAACCUAUUGUUAAACUAAGAGCCUCUAUUUGAUAUGGUUAUACAAUGUGCAUUGCAGAUCGUGAGUAACGUGAAACAUAAAUAUAUUUGUCGUUAUACA